AAACAAGGCCCACGUACAUAUACAUAUAGAUAUCAGGAGUUCAAGACAGGUGUGUUCAACUACAGGAGAUAGAAAGGACUAGUAGCUGCAAAUUUGGAAUCAAUGGCUAUGUACUCUCAAACACUGUUGUUCCCUGUGAAAAAGCAAGCAAACAAAAUAAAUCGAUCCGUAUAGCUCUCUCUCUACCUAGCAGCUCUUCUUCCCGGCCGGGCACCAGCUACACCUCUACUGCUCAUCUGUACAUUGCACAAAGACCUGUGUGCUGUGUAAGACGUACACGUACUUUAUUGCUUUAUCUACCCCUAUGUACUUAAAGUUGCCUACUCAUAUAGAACUGUACAUACAUGAGAGCACUGUCUACUUGUCUAGCUAUACUUGUUAACUUUGGUCUUGGGUUGGGGGAGAGAGAGAAAGAGAGAGAGGUAGUAGAGCAGGAAUUCUCUACACCAACACCAGCUAGCCAAGAGUCCAAAGAGAGUCGUAGCAAGAGUAACUUUACCACUGAUUGAUCUCUUUCAUCAAUAUGGACAUAAAGUUGCACCUGCGCAAACACUAGCUAGAAUGAACCCCUGGACUGGACAGCUUGUAUUGGUAGCUAGCUCAUGUUGGAAACCUCUUACUACUAGCUUAGCAUGUACACUGUUCAUCCCCUCUAUCUCCAUCUAUGUGUGCUAGCUAGCCAGCUAAUCAAGCAGGGAAGGAAGAAGGGAAAAAAAAAAGAAGCAAAGAACACGCACAACAAGACAGCCUUAGCUUCCAAACAGUAGCACAACAGGCAUCACCACCUCUUCCUGCUGCCUCCCUAGGGUUUCCAACUUUCCUCAUGCAUAAAAACCGGCCCCCCUUGCUUCUCUCAUGCAUCACCCUCCCACUCUUGCUGCUGCUGCUAGCUACAUCCAUCCAUCUCACUCUCACACACAUUGCAUAUCCUUAGAAGCUAAGGAAUGAAGUCUCUUCUCUCCUUUGUUGCCUCCCAUAUGCAUGUUUCACAUCCAUUAUAUAUAUAAUGCAAGGCCUCCACUAACACACCCAAACAAAAAAAAAACUAAAGGGGGGAAUGAACAAACCCGCCCCCCCCCCCCCCCCCCCAUUCUCCUUUAAUUUUAUUCCUCUCGCUUUCGCCCUCCCAACGAUGGAUCCCAUCUCUUUCUUCCCCUAGCUUUCCUCCCUCCGGCGCCCAGCUUCUUCCUCUCCUGCCAGGCCCAGAGAGCCCUUCUCUCCUCUUCUUCGUCUUCCGCUUCGCCGUCAUUCCCUUCGAUCCACUUCCAGUCGUCGCGCGCGGCAGCGGCCAAGAGAGAGAGAGAGAUCAGCAGGCUCGCUAGUGGAUGUUAUUCUCCGAUCCACCUUUAUUAUCGAUGCACCCGGCCCUCCCCCAUCCUUGCAUGAUCCCCUAAUAAAGCGCCUAUAUACCCUUAUCUCGCAAAGCAAGAAGAGGCCGGCCGGCUCCCCUCCCAGUCCCAGUAGUGCGACUAGCUAGCUGCGAGAAGGAACAAACAAACCAGCUGCUGAAAAGAAGCUCUCACUCACUCACUCACAAGUAGCAAAAGAUCAAAAGAAAUCAAUUCUAUACCAUGGUCUUUUCUUCGGUUCCUGUCUAUCUUGAUCCACCCAAUUGGAACCAGCACCAGCACCAGCACCAGCCGCAGCAGCAGCAACAGCAAGCUCACCAUGGCCAGCUUCCAAGUGGCGGCGCCGGAGGAGGUGGAGGCGGCGGCAUGGAAGCGCAUGCGCAUCAUCAUCAUCAUCAUCAGCUGCCGCCGGUGCCACCUCCUGGCGGGGCUCUCAUGGCACCUCGCCCUGACAUGGCGGCUGUGGUUGCUGCGAGUGGCGGCGGCAGCACGCCCGGCGCCGGCGGCGGGCCGACUGCCGGAGGCUCCGCUAUCCGGCCGGGCUCCAUGACCGAACGGGCCAGGCUCGCCAAGAUCCCGCAGCCGGAGCCGGGGCUCAAGUGCCCGCGCUGCGAGUCCACCAACACCAAGUUCUGCUACUUCAACAACUACUCGCUCUCGCAGCCGCGCCACUUCUGCAAGACGUGCCGCCGGUACUGGACGCGCGGCGGCGCGCUCCGGAACGUGCCCGUCGGCGGCGGGUGCCGCCGCAACAAGCGCACCAAGUCGUCCAAGUCAAACUCGUCGUCGGCCGCCUCUGCUUCCGGCGCGGGCGGGACGUCUUCGUCUACCUCGUCCACCGCCACCGGCGGCAGCAGCGCGGGGGGCGCCUCUGGCGCUGGCAUCAUGCCGUCUCAUCAGGGGCACGGGCAUCUGCCGUUCCUAGCCUCGUUGCACCACCCGCUCGCCGGCGGGGAUCACUACAGCACCGGCGCGUCAAGGUUAGGGUUCCCCGGACUGAGCUCGCUGGACCCCGUGGACUACCACCAGUUCGGCGCCAGCGCCGGCGCCGGCGGCGCUGCCCUCGGGCUGGAGCAGUGGCGCCUGCCGCAGAUACAGCAUCAGUUCCCCUUCCUAAGCGGCCGCCCCGACGCCGUGCCACCGACAAUGUCUGGCAUUUACCCGUUCGACGUGGAAGGCCACGGCGGGGACGGUACCGGCUUCGCCGGCCACAUGCUGGGCGCCUCCAAGGUGCCCGGCUCAGCUGGGCUCAUCACGCAGCUGGCGUCGGUGAAGAUGGAGGACAACCCAGCGUCCGCGGCGAUGGCAAACAGCUCGCCAAGGGAGUUCCUUGGUCUCCCUGGGAACCUCCAAUUCUGGGGCGGCGGCAGCAACGGCGGUGCAAAUGGAAACAAUGGAGGAGGCGCUGGCAACGCCGGUGGUGGAGGCAGCGGCGGCGGCGGCGGCGGAGGAGGAGGCACUGUGGCUCCGGGCAGCAGCUGGGUGGACCUGUCAGGAUUCAACUCGUCUUCGUCCGGGAACGUGCUUUAAAAGGUAGUAGCCCUAUUUAUGCAAAGCCCUGAAGCUUCAUUUUAGUCAUGGCUUCUGAGAAAAAAAAAAUCAACAGAAAAGGAGUUGUGGUGCAAGAUCAUAGGGGCUAUCUAUAUCUGAUAGGUAUCGUCUGCGAUGAUGAUCGACGGCGGAGAUGGUGAAUUGGUAUCUAGAAAUGGUAGGCAAUCGAAAUUAGUUUCUGUUAUUAUUCAGUUCUUCAUGUGCUGUUCUUGUUUCUGCUAUCUAGGCAGCAGGGGGUGCAAUUUCUAUAUUGUUGUCCAAAUAUUAUAUUUCAGGUCUAUGAUAUAUGUGAACGAACUUGUAACGCAUGCAUGUUGCUAGGUUUAUUACUAGCUUUGGUGUGAAAGGUGAUAAUAUAUAUACUUAUGGGAGUACUUGAUCAAGAGAUCGAUCAGCCUGUUUCUAGCUA
Molecule: messenger RNA, 3309 nt
Organism: Sorghum bicolor (sorghum)
Lineage: Eukaryota; Viridiplantae; Streptophyta; Magnoliopsida; Poales; Poaceae
Product: dof zinc finger protein DOF2.4
Exons: 2
Coding region: 1572-2879 (435 amino acids)
Biological process (GO): regulation of DNA-templated transcription
Molecular function (GO): DNA-binding transcription factor activity; DNA binding
Source: RefSeq, a predicted model, not a curated record